UCUUCGAGGGGCGGGAGAAGCGCGCUGAUCCCACGUGUGACGCUCGCGAUCCCUGUUCGGAAAUAUUCCUCGAGCUGUGGCUGCAGUGCGUGCGCGCGUGUACGCUUAUGUGUGGAGUUGGUCGGGCUGUGAGCUAUGGAAGCGGACGCGAGUCAAGUCACCUCCGGAAGCCCGAACGAUUCGCAACACGACCCGGGUAAAAUGUUUAUCGGUGGCCUCAGCUGGCAAACCUCACCAGACAGCCUUAGAGACUAUUUCAGCAAAUUCGGGGAUAUUAGAGAAUGUAUGGUGAUGCGUGACCCUACCACCAAACGCUCCAGAGGAUUUGGCUUCAUCACGUUUGCAGAUGUUUCCAGUGUAGAUAAAGUCUUAGCUCAACCACACCACGAAUUAGACUCCAAGACGAUUGAUCCUAAGGUCGCCUUUCCUCGACGUGCUCAACCCAAGAUGGUCACAAGAACAAAGAAAAUAUUUGUGGGCGGAUUAUCGGCGAGCACAGUUGUUGAAGAUGUGAAACAGUAUUUUGAACAGUUCGGAAAGGUAGAAGAUGCCAUGCUUAUGUUCGAUAAAACUACAAACAGACAUAGAGGCUUUGGCUUCGUAACGUUUGAGAAUGAAGACAUUGUAGAGAAAGUCUGUGAAAUUCAUUUUCAUGAAAUCAAUAAUAAAAUGGUAGAAUGUAAGAAGGCCCAGCCGAAGGAAGUGAUGUUUCCCCCCGGCACGAGGGGCAGGGCGAGAAGUCUUCCAUACACCAUGGACGCCUUCAUGCUGGGCAUGGGCAUGUUGAGUUAUCCAAACAUCGUGGCAACAUACGGUCGAGGAUACACAGGAUUUUCUCCGAGUUACAGUUAUCAGUUUCCAGGUUUUCCAGCGACGGCUUACGGACCCGUGGCGGCGGCGGCAGCUGUGGCGGCAGCGCGAGGCUCAGGGUUCCCCGACUACGGCUUUUAUUCUGGGCCCGGAGACCAGCGCGCCGCUCCCUGCUCCUUUGCCGACUAUGCCACCCUGGGGCCUCAUACGGGUCAGAUGCUUCAAAGCGAGCACGUCACCUCCACCUGCAACUCGCCCUCCCAGCACCACCCAAGCCCGGACCACUUUAAGAGCUCAGGUGCUAAUCCUCCUCGGCAGUUAGGUUUCCCCGGUGCCAACAGUCCGGGACCCGUGGCAGACCUGUACGGCCCCGGCAGUCAGGACUCAGCUGUGGGAAAUUACAUCAGCGCUGCAAGCCCACAACCGGCCUCCGGGUUCAAUCACAGUAUUGCGGGCCCUUUAAUUGCAACAGCAUUUACAAAUGGAUACCACUGAAAGCUCACUUGAGAUACGGCACCAUCUCAUUGGAGAUAUCAUCUGCAGGCUCUUGGACAGUUGCCGGAGACUCUGAUUGGCUCGUGUACAGUUGAUGUAAUAAGACUUCAAGCACUACAGGUUCUGAUUGGUGAAAGGACGAGGGGGGUGGAACCAAAUAAACGGGAAAAGAAAAACAUCUCAGAACACAUCACAACUGCUGUAACCAUAACCCCGCCCUCCUAUCACUGCAGGACUCCUCCCAUUUUUAUUUCUGUCUGCUUUUUUAAAUUUGGCUUUUAAUUGAGAUAGACUUUCUAUUGUUUAGCAUUGAUUACGUUUCAAGUUAGUUUUGGGCUUAAGUCAGAAGUUGUUUUUUAGUCACAGUUUUAGUGCCAGUUGAUGUGAGAAUCGAAAUUUAACGCUGUAGUUUUUGCACACACGUGGACAGACCCCACUUAAAGACACCACGCCGCGCCGUUCAAAAAGAAUACAACGUAAUCUUAGUAGCUGUUUUAAUUCUUGUGAAGUCUCAUUGUUGAUCAUAAUGACCUAUUUUUGGGCAAUACAGAGGGAGAGGACUCCAAUAUUUUUAUGGUCCUUUUUAUAUAUAUAUCUAUCUAUCUGUGUUGUUGUUGUCUUCUAGCAAGAAAAAAGUAUACUGUAACAUUUUUUUCAAAUUAAAAAAACAUUGUGGCUUGAGAUAUAAGAGAAAUUCAAAUGUAAAUAUACUUCACCGCAAAUAUUCAGUUUAGGCAUAUUUUUUCUGACGGUGUUUCAAACAAAUACACCGCAGGGUGCAAGAAACUGACAUUCUGGUGGCAAAACAUAAAUUUUCAACUACUUUAAACAAUCUGAAUCAUUUCACAGGUGUAAAACCAGCAUAUUCCCAUAAACUUUAGAUGAUUUGAUCUUCAUCUGUUUUCAUUUGGCGUGGAGUUUCAGAAAGAACAAAACUCCCAUCCAAAGCACACUUUGUGUAGUGAGCAACAAAAGGACUUGACAUUUUUCUGUGUUCUGCACAUUCUGACACUUUUAUACUCCUGAGAAGAAAAAAAUCUUACUAUGUUGUCUGUUGUUGUUAAUGUUGUCUAACAGAGGAAAUUCCUCUUGAUUUUGGAACUUAUUGUGGACUACGUGAACAAAGCGGUUUAUUGCUUUUUUUGGCUGAAGAAAGCGAGCAUUUUUAUGAAUCAUACCUCAGACCUGUGAGAUAUAAUUUAUUCGAAGAGCAAACGUGCAGAUGAAGUGUACAAAGAAAGCUUUGCACUGUGUACUAAAGAACGACGGUUUUCUCUUUGCACAUGCUAGCUGUCACGAGUGACCUUACGGAAAUUUGAUGUAUGAAAACUUGUUCAGUGAAUGUUGCUUUUAUUUUUCUGCCGCUGGCGUCCGGAAUGCAGGUUGAGAGGAGGCCAAACGAAAAGCAAUCUAUUACUGGUGUGCUCAGAUUUCAUUUCAAGGAUAUAGCCAACGUUUUAUCUUAAAUAUUGACGUAUUUUAAUAUACAGCCAGUUGAUGACAAAAAAAGUUGACCUGAAACCUGAGCUGCUGUUUUGAUUUCUUUAACGUUUAUUGCUGGUUUAGGUCAAACGCGUAUAUAAAAUGCAGAUUUUUAAUGUUAAUGAUCUUAUAUGUAUAUUCUGAUGUAAAUGUGUCUUUUUUCCUGCUGCGGAUGUAAACUGUUUUGUUUUAUGAAUUCUGUUUAUUUGGUGUAGUCUGGUGGUCAGAGGCGCACAUGUUAACACUGAAGCCUCUUAAAGAUCCAAUCACGUAAUAAUAUUUAAACAAACGGAAGGAACAGAAUGAGGGACGAAAAUUGUUGUAAUGUUCAAAUGUAAAAGAAAAAUGUAAUACAAAACAUUAAAAAAAGACAGAGAA
Triplophysa dalaica is the source of this 3165-nucleotide messenger RNA. RefSeq names its product musashi RNA-binding protein 2a (gene msi2a). Gene Ontology annotation, cellular component: cytoplasm. Gene Ontology annotation, molecular function: RNA binding. Lineage: Eukaryota; Metazoa; Chordata; Actinopteri; Cypriniformes; Nemacheilidae. The coding region runs from base 136 to 1305 and encodes 389 amino acids. The record is from RefSeq and is a predicted model, not a curated record. The transcript is spliced from 15 exons.